Molecule: messenger RNA, 1749 nt
Organism: Zalophus californianus (California sea lion)
Lineage: Eukaryota; Metazoa; Chordata; Mammalia; Carnivora; Otariidae
Gene: AGPAT3
Product: 1-acylglycerol-3-phosphate O-acyltransferase 3
Exons: 8
Coding region: 729-1673 (314 amino acids)
Cellular component (GO): endoplasmic reticulum; endomembrane system
Molecular function (GO): 1-acylglycerol-3-phosphate O-acyltransferase activity
Source: RefSeq, a predicted model, not a curated record
AUACCUCCUUCGAGCCUUUAGGCUCGAAGAAUCUCACAGGUCAAGACAAAGCAAAUAUGAACUCGUAGUCGGAGGACAAGAAACAUCCGGCAGAUUUAGACAAAACACUCCCAAACAGUGACAAAAAGAAUCAGAUAGAACGUCCAUAAAUGAAAAUUGUAAUUGCCGAGUAUUGUUAGAGUGAACUGUUAGCUGGUGAAUGUGAUGUCACGUUGGACCCAGCUCACGGGAGACCAGACACAGCGGAUGCAAGUGUGCGGCAGAGACCCGGGAGGGGAGGGUGACACGGGCUGGAAGGAGGACGGGGCGAGAAGCCGGAUCUGUGGAGGGGACGCGGCAGAGGCGGUGCUGGGACAGAAUCCUCCUGGUGGACAAAGACGUGGUGCUGUGACUCCACGAGGACAGCGUGUUCCCAGCAGGGAAAAUAAACCAACAGGCACGCUCAGACAUGCCCCAGGAGGUCACACACAGCGGAGACAGAGAGCAGGUGCAGAAAUACCCAGAAGGGAAAGCCCAAGUGCUGGCAGGAAUGGACAGACGGACCGACGGCAGUCUUUCAAACGAGGGUGAGCUAGAACAGUCUGAUGCCAGCCAAGAGUGGCGGCACGCACGGCCCACGAUACGCACCUGACAUUCCCGUCGGAGAAGUUCUUUAGGAAGAACAAAAGCUAUCAUAAAGCGGGGUCUGAGGUGCUGGAAAGAGGGCAGUCAGAGAAAUUGAGUUGGUCAUGCUGCUGGAGUGGUGGUCCUGUACGGAGUGCACGCUGUUCACUGACCAGGCUACGGUGGACCGUUUCGGCAAGGAGCACGUGGUCAUCAUCCUCAACCACAACUUUGAAAUUGAUUUCCUCUGUGGGUGGACCAUGUGUGAGCGGUUUGGUGUGCUGGGGAGUUCCAAAGUCCUCGCAAAGCGGGAGCUGCUUUAUGUGCCCCUCAUCGGCUGGACGUGGUACUUCCUGGAGAUCGUGUUCUGCAAGCGGAAGUGGGAGGAGGACCGUGACACCGUCAUCGGGGGGCUGGAGCGCCUGUCCGACUACCCCGAGUACAUGUGGUUCCUCCUGUACUGUGAGGGCACGCGCUUCACAGAGAAGAAGCACCGCGUCAGCAUGGAGGUGGCCAUCUCCAAGGGGCUGCCCGUCCUCAAGUACCACCUGCUGCCCCGUACCAAGGGCUUCACCACGGCGGUCCAGUGCCUCCGAGGGACAGUCGCAGCCGUCUAUGACGUCACGCUGAAUUUCCGUGGCAACAAGAACCCGUCUUUGCUGGGAAUCCUCUAUGGGAAGAAGUACGAGGCAGACAUGUGUGUGAGGAGAUUUCCUCUGGAAGAGAUCCCACUGGAUGAGAAGGAAGCGGCUCAGUGGCUUCAUAAACUUUACCAGGAGAAGGACGCCUUGCAGGAGAUGUACAACCAGAAGGGCGUGUUUCCGGGGCAGCAGUUCAAACCCCGCCGACGGCCGUGGACGCUCCUGAACUUCGUCUGCUGGGCCACGGUCCUCCUGUCUCCUCUCUUCAGUUGCGUCUUGGGUGUCUUUGCAAGUGGCUCGCCUCUCCUGAUCCUGACGUUCCUGGGGUUCGUCGGGGCAGCUUCCUUUGGAGUCCGCCGACUAAUAGGAGUAACUGAAAUAGAAAAAGGCUCUAGCUACGGAAACCAAGAAUUUAAGAAAAAGGAAUAAUCACUGGCUGUGAUUGCACAUACAUAACCUGACGGUGGUAUCCAAUUAACUCAUUAAAAACAGAACAACACACAGA